GACUAAGACGUGCGACGGAUGUACGUGACAGCGAAGCUGUGUAGUUUUAGCUGUGCUGACGAACCACAACCAGCUGUCAAACUUAUCAGCAAUCAUCCAUUUUUCUGUCUUUAACUUUUCUUCUCCUUUAGUUUUGUCAGAUAUUUUCCCAAGACAAGUGGAGUUUCUCAAAUUUCAAGUAUGGGUCGUAGCUAUAUAGUAGAAGAUGAUGUGGAGGGAUAUUUGUCUAAACUCUGUUCACAACAAGCAGGUACAGUCACAGGCCUGCUCAUUGGACAGAGUUCAGUCCAGAGAGAUUUUGUUGUCAUGGCAGUGCGGACACCCCAGAAAGAAGAGUCUGAAGAAGAUGGGAAGUUGGUGGACAAAGAGUGGGUCACCGAACACGCUCGACAGGUGUCCAGGAUGUUGCCCGGAGGCCUGUUUGUGUUGGGAGUCUUUAUAAUAUCUGAUAGUGAUGCCAAGGACGCACUAACCACACUCCGACAGUUGGUGUUUGCAGUGAACAAUUUAAUCUCCUCGGAGCAGCUGUGGAGCUCUUCAGAUGAUGACGUCACAGACUGCGUCACGCUGCACGUCAAUCCCAAAACCAGGAAAACUGUCUGCAGAACCUUUGACGUCAAAGACCCAAAGAGUGUGGCCAGGCCUGCAGACUGGAAGCACCAGUCAGGCGUGUGCUCCUCCUGGGCCAUGGUGUCAUGUUGGCUGCAAGUGGACAUGUUGGUACCUCUGCCAAAUAUGACCAGUGCAAAAACCAUUGAUCAUUGUCUCAAGGAAGAGCUGGAAUCAUGGGCACACCAAAUUGAAAGUGGAGUUUGUUUGAUUGAUGGGAAAAAGCUUCCAGAGGACUUCGAGCUCAAAGGAGGGCAGAAAAGGAACUUGAAACAGUCGUACACAGCUCAGCUGCUCAUCAAACCGGAUGUGCAGAGGUCAGCAGAUGUGGUGCAGAGGUGUGGAGGCAGUGUGUCGGUCAGCGGCGCUAUCCACAGUCGAGCUUUCUUCCACAGCAACAAACCAAAAGCCAAACUGGCAGAGAAGCUGCUGAAGAGGGAUGUAGUUUCUACAGUGGCCACAAGGGUUCAGAUGUUGCUGGAGGAGUUACUGACGUCUGAUGAAGCGAGCAGCCGAGACAAAAGACAGACGGAGCAGUUCUUCCUCCCUCGGCGUGUCUUUUGUCCAGUGAAAGGUUCGCUGUGUGUGAGUGAUUACCAGUUCAGUGACGAGGGUGUGUCUGAGCUGACCGAGCGGCUCAAGGAGAUGCUCGACAUGGAUGCAGCCGAGGAAGACUUGGACACGACACAGGAAAUACCUGCUGAAAUGAUACAGAGCGAUGCUACAGCAGAACCGACUGCAGAAACUGUUGACACACCUGAACCCAAGAGGAACAACUUUAUUGGUGUUGCCAUGGCUACAGCUGCUGUCCUGUUGGCCGCUGCUGCCUCGAUGCUGUAUCUCAGUGACGUUUGAGAUGUAU
Molecule: messenger RNA, 1471 nt
Organism: Nematolebias whitei (Rio pearlfish)
Lineage: Eukaryota; Metazoa; Chordata; Actinopteri; Cyprinodontiformes; Rivulidae
Gene: odr4
Product: odr-4 GPCR localization factor homolog
Exons: 14
Coding region: 181-1464 (427 amino acids)
Biological process (GO): intracellular protein localization
Cellular component (GO): endomembrane system
Source: RefSeq, a predicted model, not a curated record